AUGGCAGAAGAGGAGGAUAGUCGCACAUCAACUCCGCGGUCCUUCGCGGGACAAACCGUUUCCGCGGAGGAGAUGCUCAAGGAGCAAACUGUCGGUCUCGUUCAUCUUUCCGACUUUCGCAAGCGUCGCGCGGAGGUACUUGAGCAAAAAGAGCGCGAAGCGCAUGACAAGUCGCUGGGUCGACUGGCAUCUGGUAAUUCAAGAAGCGCAACCCCCUCCACAGGUGAAGUGACUGACGGGUCUACGCCCCCUCGGAGUGACGGCCCCCCUAAAAAGAAGAAAAAGAAGCCAUUCGCUAAGAGCAAGCUCUCCUUCGGCGACGAUCAGGACGAGACUGGAGAAGAAUCCGCCACAACGCCCCGCGAUUCGAGUGUAUCACGCUCCGGUUCAAAAACCCCGGCCGAGGAUGGCGCAGUUCGACGCAUGAAAGCAAACCCGAACGCCCCUCCUCCUCCCAAGGCCUUGACAAAGGCAUCUAUCGAGGCAGAGGCGCACGCUCGUGACACGCUUCGCAAAGAAUUCUUGGUUAUGCAGGAAGCCGUGAAGAAUACAGAGAUCCUGAUUCCAUUUGUGUUCUAUGACGGAACCAGUAUCCCUGCUGGAUCAGUGAAAGUCAAAAAGGGCGACCAUGUCUGGCUCUUUUUGGAUCGGUGUCGCAAGGUUGGCGCGGAGAUGGGCGUUCGCGGUGGCAACAACGCAUCGCAGGCCAAAAAGGAUACCCGGAGGGAGUGGGCGCGUGUCAGUGUCGAUGACCUGAUGCUUGUUAAAGGCGACGUUAUUGUCCCACAUCAUUACGAAUUCUACCAUUUUAUCGCCAACAAAGUUCCCAGCUUCUCCCGCGCUGGGGGUCUGUUGUUUGACUAUUCCAACCAGCCUCCCCUAGAGCCUGCUUUGGGUGGUAUUCAAUCGACCAAUGAUGAUCAGCUAGAGGGCGCAGACAAAGAAUUUUCAGAAACCAAAGUGGUAGAUCGACGGUGGUUCGAGAAGAACAAGCACAUAUACCCCGCCAGUCUAUGGCACGAGUAUGAACCUGGCAAGGAGUUUGAAGAGAAGAUGACUUCCACGCGACGUGAUGCACAGGGGAAUACAUUCUUUUUUUAG
Molecule: messenger RNA, 1101 nt
Organism: Penicillium olsonii
Lineage: Eukaryota; Fungi; Ascomycota; Eurotiomycetes; Eurotiales; Aspergillaceae
Source: the annotation of a GenBank genome assembly